UCAAUUACGUUAACCGAUGAGAUUGCAUUACGAAGCAUUUUCGUAGGUAUGUACGUGGCUUAAGCGCCCGUCAGGUCGGCUUCACCGAGAACCCCGAGUUGUUCUUAACGUUUUCUGACCGGGGUGAAUCGAUUUUUCAGGUACACGAAGAUAGAAGGCGGCUUUAGGGAAUAAGAUGUUUUAGUCGGCAGCGUUGCAGCUGAAUAUAUACAAGAUAAGAAGAUAGGGGAAAAGUCGAUGACGCGGAAGCGAUCACGUCUUCUAAAAACAAAAUCGUCCUCUAGAUUCGCACAGCAAUUGUUUUUUGCAACCUUCACAAUUGUGGUCAUUAACGGCGAUGAUAUAGAAUGAUUACACUAUACAAAACUAAAUUCUGUUACACAGUAUGAAAUUAUAGUAUUAAUAUUUGUUUAUCAUCGUUGAGAUUUUUAUUCAAAGUUUCUUCAAUUUGUGAUUUAAAUUACUAUCAAAUAAAUGGUUCGUUAAACAGAAAGUAAUUUUCGUACUUAAUAGGAAAUGCAGCUUUUUAUUCUCACGUUUCCAAUUUGUCGAAGAGUUCAGAAGCAGUGACCGGGUAUGUUUGUACGUAGAAACGUAAUAUCCGACCGUCAAAUUCUAGCGUUAUAUAUCUUUCCUUCUACAAACUGUUUCGACGUUAAGAAUUUCCGAAGAAUUGAACGCUCGGCGAAAACGACAUUUCAUUUACCAUUCUCGGCCCCCCUCAUAAAACAGAGACAGUCAAUAAUAUGACUCCACUUAGCAUCAAGAAAAAUUAACUCUAUUCAAACUUUAGUUUUCAGUUCUUUUUCUCCUUUUUUUCUUUUCUUUCUUUUUUGAUAAUAUAAUUCCUACAGAUGUUCAAAAUCCAGAACAGUAUCUCAAAAAACUAUAUUCGUUAUUCUCGCGCUAGAAUAUUCGGCAAAUUAUCACCAAUCUCCUCCGUUUUCUUUGAAUCGCACUUAGUACCGACAAACUCCCGUUCUCUAUAUAAAUGUGCCAUUCAAGCCGGCCAGCGGAAAGAUUAAAUCUUGUGGACGAUUAGGGGCAACGCUUUGGCAAGAUUUCAUUAAGCUUCAAUGAGUCAAUUAGCUCCCUUCGUCGAUACAUCACUGUGCGAGCGAUUCUAAAAAAAGACAUAUCUUUAAACGAGUACCGAAAAAGGAAAGGCAGGAGAGAAAGCACGAAAGCAAUAACGAUGGGUGAAGGUGGGUCUGUAGGCGAAGGUUUAUUGUUCCAAGGAUAGGGGGUGACCGGCGGGGACUGGGAAGAUGGAGGGUAGCGGUGCAGGAAUUAGCAGGCUCGACUGCUACGAAGAUAUGUUUAAGGAAAUAACCAGAAAAUUGUACGGUGAAGAUCCUGAUCAUAGAACCUCAAGCGUUCAGAACGAGUUCGAAACUUCUGUAUCGUACAAGACCGAAGAGGAUACCGGAAACGGGACCGAUAGUGAUGAUGGAAACUGGACCUGCGAAGAGGAGCCUUUGAAAGGCACCGAUGGAAGUCGUAUUGCUGCUUAUCACGCUGGAAAAGCAACAUGGAGGUGCUACGAAUGCGGUGAUUUGAUGGGAGGUGGACCACGGGAUGUAGCUGAACAUUUCAUGGAACUUCACUCGUCAAGGAUUCUUGGAGACGAUAGCAGAAACAGACACCAUUCGCCCUCACAGGAUUAUCGACAGUCCGAAGAAUUAAAAGUGGAGGAUGUGAUUUCCUACCUGGAAAGGCUGCGUGAACGAGUAGAACGUGUGGCACCACCAUCCAGGAGAACUCAGGAAACGCAAACAGUGCCUGCAGCACUCUUACCUGUCACCUCCACCUUUCUGUUACAAGAAUUACCAUCAGCUCCUGCACCACAACAUUUGCAUCAGAACACCACCACGAUGUCUUCAGUGACAGUGACACCGAGCGUGAAGCGGUAUAGCUGUCCAUAUUGUCCUUAUGGAACGGAUCGCCGCGAUCUGUACACACGACACGAAAAUAUCCACCGGGAGGAAAAACCGUUCCAUUGCUAUAUCUGUUACAAACCAUUCAACCGCGCUGAUCAUGUGAAAAAGCAUUUCUUAAGGAUGCAUCGCGAGCACGGUUACGAGUUAUCAAGGAUACGCAGACCAGCUGGAUCCAGUCCACCAAAGCCUCUCCAACAAGAAGCAGGAACCGCGAAUACCGGAAAUGUGAAUACGAAUGGCCAACCGCAGCAACAGCACACAAAUUACUCGUCAGGAUUUAAUAAUAACAAAAAUUACCAGUUGCAGCCGAAUACUGGCAAUAAUGCAGCUACUAACGCGGGAGGAAUUUAUCAAGGAACAUCGAUGCCUGCUCCGGGUAUUAUGCAACCUGAUGCAGCGAACUGCGCCACUGGAAGAAGAGUACAGAAUGGUGGAUGUAACAGCAAGAGCCAUCUUAAGGGAAGCUCUAAAGGUGCUCAGGAACGAAGGUACACUUGCUGCUACUGUUCCUGGAGCGGUGUGGACAACUGGUGUUUGAAACGGCAUCUAAACACACAUUUGAAGCCGUUUGCAUGCACACUUUGCGAGUAUAAAGCGGCGCGUGCCGAACGCCUAGCCACCCACGUGCUCAAGGUGCACAACAGACGGCAAUGCUCAAGGUGCUCUUUCCUUGGCGAAGAUGCGGCCCAAUUACAGAUGCACCAGCUGCAUGUACAUCGAGUCAGCAGUGCUAACGCACCCGCGACCUCUACUACUCAAGCUACACCACCGCCUACUAAUCGCCAUCAACAACCUUUGCAUCCCGCAGGAGGAGGACGGCCACCACCUGGUCCACCAGUUUUUCCAGCUCCAGCUCCAGCCAUCGCACCUGCUACCACUGUGAUACCACCGACAACGAUACUCGGCCACGAGAUGGUAAACUCCCCUGCAACUGCAGCGACAAUGGCGUACCCGACCUUGGAGGAGGAGAGGCGGUCGAGCUGGCACGAGCACGGCCGCGACCACGACCAUCGUCGUCGCCAUCGUCAACACGACGCCAACCAGAUCGUCGAUCACCAUGAAACCGAGAUACUGAGACGCGACCUCGUUUCGUUUUACGCCGUAUACUCGUCGAACGUCGAGCAACACGACAACCGUCAUGUACACGACGAACCGUGCACCGGUUGUUCCAGUCGUGACUCUACUUCUACUUUACUUAAUCGUGAUUUUGCGCACAGCUACCGAGCCGUUCCCGAAGCGAGCAAGGGACAGUCAGCCACGGAGCCGUAUGAGUUUCCUUGGCUAAGAAACAUCCAGAGCAAACCGCACGAGAGGCGACCGAGGAAGCAGAGACAGCCCAGAAAGGUGACAGGGGUCCAGGAGUUCGAUGACGAGGACUCAACUUGUUCUGAGGGGGAGAACCAGGACAAGAAACUAGAAGAAACGACAUCCAGUCCUGUAAAGAAGUGUCCAUCCAGGGCUAUCACCUUGAUAGAUAUGAAAGCUAGGUAUCGAAAUCAACAGAACAGAAGAAAUUUGCUCAAGUGUCGUCAAUGCCCCAAAGAUGCACUUGCCAGGGGAUCAAUUUGUUCAGCGUACCACACCAAAGUCUCUCUCAUUCUCCAUAAACUAUGGAGGCACAGAAGGAAUGAAAUUAUAAGCAAUUGGGUAGCUAGGAACAGUUCGUUGUCACAACCGCCCUCCAUCACGUUGAAGGCGACGGUGUUCACCAACCCUGGAUACGAAUACGACAGAUAACACUCGAUAAGAAAGGCAACGACAGACGAUCGUGUAGAUGGAUCUCGAAAUGCGAAUCUAGAAAGCUGUUUUUCGAUCAGUAUCUUCUCCUUUUAACAAAUUAAUUUUGUAAUAAAGAUAUCUCUUUACUAUGACAGGCGGAAAUGUUUUUGUAAGACGUUGUGUUCGGAGGUCCUACAGAGAGGACUUUUCAGAAAAUUAUUACUAGGAUUUGAUUUGUUCUAUUGUCAUUGUACUUAAUCGUAAUAUUCUACUUAUUCUUAUUUCUAAGGAUAAUAUUAUAUAUUAUCCUUUAUAUUACUAUAUUAUAUUAUAUUAUAUUAUAUUAUAUUAUAUUAUAUUAUAUUAUAUUAUAUUAUAUUAUAUUAUAUUAUAUUAUAUUAUAUUAUAAUAUAUUAUAUUAUUACAAGAGGAUAUUCUUAUUACAAAGUUAUCGAUCUCGCGAGAGAAAAUAUUUGACGAAAAGAGCUGGUACCUUUCGAUAUUCAUCGCUUUAAACUUUAGCUUCCGGAUUCAGGGUAUUUGUAUCGUAUUGGUUAAGAAAUCCGUAGCCUUCGUCUUGUUCGGAGGAUAAUAUCGGAUGCUGUGAAGCGAACGUCCGUUUUUGAGAAAUUAUUGGUGUUCCUAAUCAAGAUUUCGGACCACAUCUCGUAUGAAGUUUGAGGGUAUUGAUCGAUUUGAAACGAACGGUCCAUGUUUGGUCGAUGAACUACGGCGAUAGAUGCGGAAACUUUCUCAUAGCCAACGAAACAAUUUUAGAUAGAAAAGAAUUUUGUCGAGGUUGUAGGGAUAAAACGAUAAAGGAGCCUUUCUGCUCUCAAUUAAACCUUUUCUGGACGGGACGAUGAUUCUAAGAAAUUGAAACAGCGAAACAUUUAGCGCAUAAGAAAGAACUAAUCGAAAGUACCUUGACACUCGAGUUUUUAUCCUUGUAAGCACAUUCAUCCGCAUUGGACUUUAGAUUGCCUAUGACGAACGUCGCGAAGACCAUAUUUUUCAGAAAAGAUAACAGAUAAAAAAGAUGAAAAAAAAGAAUGCAAAUUGAAACGAUAUUAAUGUUGGAUGAUCGUCCCUAAUCGAUGUCUUGUGCGUAUGUCCAUCGUCCGUCUCUGUAAUUACGUGAUUAUUUUCGUUUACUGAUCAGUCGACUUUGCUAGCCUAAAAUAUACUUACGGUGGGGCUGUGUCUAGUCAAAAAAAAAAAAAAAAGAAAAAAUAGAAAAUAUCAAAAAAAAAGGCGAAAGAAAAAAUGAUUGAGACACGCAAGUCACGAAAUUUGUGCCUAGCCGUCAGACAAGCACCAUAUUUAUAUAAGGGAUAUUUGUACAAAAACAUCUUGUUUACGUUAUUACAUGAAAUAUAUUAUAUCUAUUGUACUUAAGCAGGGGACGUGAGAAGCCCAGGCAACUGUAGACUCUCAGAGAACAUCCACCUUAUCUGUUAUUUCUCUGAGAUUCUGUGAUUUCUGGCUUUUCAUUUCACACUCCCCUCCAUUUAAGCAUACGAGCACAAAUGGAAAAGGAUUUAAUUUCAUUUCUUUUAUAGUGAUCCAAAAUCGUGUCUUUCAGAUCAUUAACUUUAAUGUUCUAAUCUUCAUUUAUGUGGUAUUAUUGAUCGUUUAUUAUUGUAAAAAUGAUUUUCGAACUUUUUGUUUCGUACUAAAUUAAUUGCUGCAAUACGUUGAUUAAAAUUCCAUGAGAUUCGAGAGAUGUUCUAAGCGAAAUUAUUUCCAUUGAAAAGAUUAUAAUCGUAUGUGAAGUAAAAUAAAAUAUGUUGAGGUCACAGAA
Molecule: messenger RNA, 5463 nt
Organism: Bombus huntii
Lineage: Eukaryota; Metazoa; Arthropoda; Insecta; Hymenoptera; Apidae
Gene: chn
Product: zinc finger protein 48
Exons: 8
Coding region: 1269-3677 (802 amino acids)
Biological process (GO): regulation of transcription by RNA polymerase II
Molecular function (GO): RNA polymerase II transcription regulatory region sequence-specific DNA binding; DNA-binding transcription factor activity, RNA polymerase II-specific
Source: RefSeq, a predicted model, not a curated record